This is a messenger RNA of Megalops cyprinoides (Indo-Pacific tarpon), 2728 nucleotides long. RefSeq lists its product as uncharacterized. Gene Ontology annotation, molecular function: ATP binding; protein binding; ATP hydrolysis activity. Lineage: Eukaryota; Metazoa; Chordata; Actinopteri; Elopiformes; Megalopidae. The record is from RefSeq and is a predicted model, not a curated record. Bases 204 to 2681 code for a protein of 825 amino acids. The transcript is spliced from 19 exons.
CAAACACUAGCUGGCAGUUAAUGGUUAGAUGCGGAUAUAUAACUAGCGGUAACGUUUAAUAGUUCUUGUUGACUUUAGGUAAUAUAACUUACUGUGUUUCGCGUGGCAGUUUUAGAAACGAAGCUAAGUACUUUUUCCAAAAGGAAUUUCAACUGCUACAGCGCAUGUGAGGUGUAAUUCGUUGGGUGCGCUUAUCCGUCGUCAUGUCUCACAGUACAUACAAUAAAAUCUGGUCUAACGCCCACGAUGAGCUGAACAGUCUACUGAACCAGGAGCACCCUGCCUCUCCACUCCACCCUGAAAAGGACAGAGUAGUGUUCUUCCAGCGCUUGGCCACCCUCUAUGUACGUUAUGUGCAAAUCUUUAGGCAGCUGGAGGAAGUCUAUGACCAGAUGGUCCACCCGCAAAAGAGACGAGUGAUCCGGGAUGUUUUGGAUGGUGUUAUGGGCCGUGUUCUUGAGCUCAAGAACGAGAUGGUGGAGAAGGAGUUCUCUGAGUACCAUUACAUGGACGAUGUCAUUCAAGACUUGAAGCUGACACCGGCGGACAUUGAGAUCCCCAUCCCAAGAUACUUCCUCAGCGAAAGGAGCAGGGUCCUACAGGAGAGAGGGAAAAUUCUGUCCCAGAUCCUCAAAGUAAUGGGAGUUGUGGAAAGGCCAAAGCCUUUGGGAGUUCAUCCAUUAAGUUUUGAAGAGGCUGUCAAGCUCAUACAAGUGUCAGAGAGAGCACGUCAGGGACGAUUGCGGGCCAAAUUCAUGAAGGAGAUACAGCAGGAUGGAGAGAGGCAGAGGAGAGCCAAGGACAGAGACCUGGGACCAGAUGCCAUCAAUCGUGCUGCUCUGAGCAUCCAGAAGGUGUGGAAAGGUUACCAGCAGAGGAAGAAAACAAAGAGGGACCGAGAAGAAGAGAUGGUUUUUCUGGGCAUGGUCCUGGCUUCUGACCAGUCCCAGCUUUGCUCUUCCUUACUUGCUGCUCAGGCUAAUAAGGCCUACAGAUGGCAGAAGCAAGCUGAGUAUGAAGAAGACUUCCAAAGGACAACUAUCACCAUAGCUGAGAAGCUCAGAGAAGUGGAGGGACCUGACAUGAGAGAGACCAUGAAAGAGCAGAUCCGGCAGUGGUUCAUUGAGUGCCUUGAUGCAACAGGAAAUUUCCCAGACUACCCAGAGGAGGAGGAUGGGGGCUCAGCUCUGAUUUUUGCUGACAAAACUCCACACCAGCUAAUGGAGGAACUGGCAGCCAAGGAAGAGGAGGACAGCAACAAGAAGCUCAAAGCAAAGGAGGAGAAAAAGGAUAAAGGGAAGAAAGACAAAAAGAAAGGGGCAGAAGAGGAGGAGGAACCAGGUCUGAAAAUGCUGCCAUCAACUUUCCUGCCUGACCUAGAGAUCAAACAAAAAACCUUCACAAGUGUCUGGCAGAGUCGCACUGAGUCCAAGAACUUCAGUCAAAGGCAUGAGGCUGAGCUGAUCAAGGAAGAGAAGAGGAAAGAACUUGAGGCUGAAAUCAGACGUCAGGUGGAUGAACUCAUGAGACAGGAGCUGGCUAACUGGAAACUGGCCAUGGAUAAAGACAAAGGAGGAAAGAUCAAGGGCAAGGCUAACGCAAAGAAAAAAAAAGGAUCGAAAAGUGGAAAGAAGAAAAAGAAAGACAAGGAUCUAACAGCUGAUAGGAAUAUCGAGUCCUUGUAUCAGGAACUGGUGGAACAGGGCUUGCUGAAGCAGGCAGAAUCAAUUACGUUGGAGGACUAUUUAGGUGACCACAGCUAUCUUGGGACGACUCUACGACAGACUGAUAUCGAGCCCAUGCCAUCCUUGUCAGAUGUGCGGCAGGUUAUAGCUCUAUACGCUGUAAUACCAUUAGGUUCUCAGGCAGUCCAUGAGAAAGCCCCACUGGUCAAGGCCAUUCUUCUGGCUGGUCCAACAGGUGUUGGCAAGAAGAUGCUGGUUCAUGCCAUCUGCCAAGAGACUGGAGCCAACCUUUUUGACCUCUCCCCUCUGAACCUGGCUGGGAAGUACCCAGGCAAAAGUGGGCUGCAAAUGAUGCUCCACAUGGUGUUCAAGGUUGCUAGGUUGAUGCAGCCCUCCGUGGUUUGGGUUGGAGAUGCUGAGAAGAUGUUUUAUAAGAAAGUUCCAAAAGAAGAGAAAGAGUUAGAUCCAAAACGUUUGAAGAAAGAUUUGCCCAAGAUUCUCAAAUCAAUCAAAGGUGAAGAUCGUGUUCUUAUUGUGGGAACAACUCAAACUCCAUUCAAUGCAGACCUCAAAGCACUCUGCAAGGUGUACAGCAAGAUCAUUCUGAUUCCACGGCCAGACUAUGCUUCACGAUAUGUAAUGUGGAAACAGCUUAUCAAGAAAAACGGCGGGGAGGUGACCAGUGUUUUGGACCUCAGCUCUCUGGCCAAGAUCUCAGAUGGCUACACGCAGGGUCAGAUGGUGCAGGUUGUGCAGACUAUCUUGACAGAGCAUCGGAUACAGCAGCUUUCCAAGAGACCCCUCAGUGCAGCUGAAUUUGUCACCCCACUCGCCAAGAUUGACCCAAUUUUCCAGGAAGAGGAGGAAGCCUUAAAAAUUUGGUAUGCUAAAACCCCACAGGGAAAGAAACGAGCCAAAGCAGCCUCGGGCAAGGAGGGAGAAGAGGAAGUGCCAGAGAAGGGAGACAAAGCUGCAAAUAAGAAAGGGAAAAAGUAGAAUACUUCUGCAUAUAAAGGAAAAAAAAAACACAAAUGAAACACAUA